AUGAUAUAAAAUUCUACUCGUAACCGUUCUGAACAAUUAAUAUACUAAAGACGAUAAUAGGAACAGUAUGUGGGCAAAUUGAACACGAAGCUUCGAUAGGAACAUUACGAGAAAACAUUUGCAGCCUGGGAAAAUAAAGGAAAAGAUAUUGCCAAUUGGUAGUAUACAAAGAAUAGACUUCAAUAAAUUCGUUCUGAAGCUGAAGCCAAUAAGAAUUAAAGGAGAGAAAAACUAGCGUUUUUACUUAAUGCAGAGCACGAGCAAUAUCAAUAAGAGAUAAAAGCAAUGGUUGAAACUCCAGAAUAGGUCAAGGAAAGAAUGAUGAAAGAAGUUGCUGAAUUAAAACAAAGGAAGGAGGCUGAAAGAGCUAGAUAAGCAGAUGCUGCAUAUGAUCGUAGAUUUAGAGAAAAUGCUGAUGAACUCAGAAAGGUCAAUUAGCAAUUUAAUGAAUUAUAAGCAGUGGCAUAUAGAAAUAUGCAGAUGAUGGAUAAAUAAAAACAGUUGGAGGAUCAAUAUGAGGAGGAAAUGAUAUAUGCAGAAUUGUAUAGAAGGGAAAUACUUAAAAAGGAGAGGUUGGAAAAGGAGAAGGUGUUGGAACAAAAGGCAAAAGUAGAUGAACGCAAUAAGGUGUUGGCUGUACAAACAAAAAUGAAUGAAGUUAAACAUUAAAAAACAAAGGAAGAAAUCAAAUCGGAAAAAUUUUUUUUGGCAAAAUCACUUGCGGACAAGGAUAGAAAGAAGAAUGGAAAGGAGAGGAGGAAAGACACAAUUAAAGGGAAAAUCAAUAUAUGCAUUAUAAGAAGGAAAUUAAUUCAGAAAUUGCAUUAAAUAAUGAAAAACAAAAGGAAUAUAAAAAACAAAUUAAACAGCAAGAGAAGAUUGAGGACAAAGAUAUGA
Molecule: messenger RNA, 897 nt
Organism: Paramecium tetraurelia
Lineage: Eukaryota; Ciliophora; Oligohymenophorea; Peniculida; Parameciidae
Exons: 3
Source: RefSeq, a predicted model, not a curated record